Plasmodium coatneyi is the source of this 621-nucleotide messenger RNA. RefSeq lists its product as uncharacterized. NCBI's taxonomy places the organism in Eukaryota, Apicomplexa, Aconoidasida, Haemosporida, Plasmodiidae. Gene Ontology annotation, cellular component: mediator complex. The transcript has a single exon. Gene Ontology annotation, molecular function: transcription coregulator activity. The record is from RefSeq and is a predicted model, not a curated record. Bases 1 to 621 code for a protein of 206 amino acids. Gene Ontology annotation, biological process: regulation of transcription by RNA polymerase II.
AUGGCUACCCCGGAGGAGUACUACGAACCAGUGGUGAAAAAGGAAAACAAAAUCGAAUACGUCGAUAACCUAUAUUUGUCAAAGAAUAUAUUGAAUAACAGAGAAAAUGCAUUGAAUUAUUUUUACACUUCUCCAUUUUACACAAGUAGAAGUCAUCUCUCGUUAAAUGAAAAAAUACGAGUAGGAAGAAUAAUCAGCGAUGAGGAAGAGGGCUAUUUAUUUGACAUCACCUACGACAAUUUAUCUGUUUUAAAAACGAAUGAGCCGCAAGAUUUGGUCAGCAUACACAUUUAUUACAACACAAAUUCCAUUUUUCACAUUUCCCUAACGAAUAUAUAUAAAGUGAAAAAUAUUAUGUGCAAAAAAGUUAUUCAAAUGUUUUGUAUUUUAAAUGGCAAAAUCUACAGUUCUCGAUCUUUUGGGGAAUUACUAAACAAUAAAAUUGCCAACAUUGUGCGAAAUGUGGAAAAGUUUUACGACUGUGUUAAUAACAUGAUGAACUUUAACAUUACGUCUAACUACAAUUUUGAGAGGAAGACGGAUGAGCAGUUGGACAACCAGCAUAUGAAUUACCGCCUCGAGGACGUGUACAUUUCCACCAAAAAGAAAAAAACAGGCUAG